Molecule: messenger RNA, 5536 nt
Organism: Penaeus chinensis
Lineage: Eukaryota; Metazoa; Arthropoda; Malacostraca; Decapoda; Penaeidae
Product: endonuclease/exonuclease/phosphatase family domain-containing protein 1-like
Exons: 16
Coding region: 303-2426 (707 amino acids)
Biological process (GO): DNA repair
Cellular component (GO): plasma membrane
Molecular function (GO): DNA binding
Source: RefSeq, a predicted model, not a curated record
CAACACACGACGAAAUAGCACGAAUUCCGGUCUCAGUGCAUGUGCACCGUGAACAAUGUACAGCCUGUACACCGCGAUAGGCUGUCCGUCAAAAUUUGAACAGUCAGAGUCAGCGGAGGAGUUUAAAAGUCAGUAGAUUCUGAGAACGACUAGGAAAAGAAUGGGAAGAUGAUCAGUGUGGCGAGCCAGAGUGUAGACCGUAGUUCUGACUGCGAGGCUGACUGGGGUCUGUUCUUGUGACGUCAGACAGAGACAUGCAUCAGUUUGUACUUUAGUGUCAAGAAAACGUUUUAGCCUAAAGAAUGGGUCAGUGCACAAGUGGGGAGCUCCCCCCAGCGAACCAAGAUGCCGUUGAUGGGGAAAUAGUCACUGAACGGCGUUUGUCGCUAGCGGAGAACAUCUCUGAGAAGACCUCGAACCGGAAGUUCCUGCGGCGCCGAUCUUCAACAACAUCAUGGGUCAGCUCAAAAUUCGGCAGGGGGCGGAAGGCCAGGGACUUGUCGGCUGCUUUCAAUCUCUUGGACUAUGAUGCAAAGAUUAAUUUGGUGAACAUCAAUACCGCCCCAGAGGAAGAGCUCAUGACUCUUCCUGGAGUGACGAGGUCAGUGGCUAAAAAUAUUGUCGAUUACCGCAAUACAAUUGGGGGCUUCCGGAGAGUCGAAGAUCUGGCACUAGUGUCGGGCAUUGGUGCCAACAAGCUGCAGCACUUUAAAAAUGAAAUCACCGUCAAAAAGAAAUCUUCCAGAUCACAUUUUCUUCCUUCCAGUCGUUCCUCUUCCCGAACUCAGAGCGUAGAUUCGCUGAGUUGCGAGUCGAUCCGGUCGCAGAGAUCGCAGUCCCAGUCGCAAGGAGGCAGAAGUAUACGUGGUUCACCGGUGAGAGUCAUAAACGUCAACACAGCAUCCAUCUUUGAGCUCAUGAACGUGCAUGGGAUGAAUCAAGAAAUGGCGGCCAAUAUUGUUGAACACAGAGAGAGGAAAGGUCCCUUUAAAAGUAUAGACGACUUGGUGAAGGUGAGAGGAAUCAACAGCCGGGUCCUGAGCAUCCUUAAGGUCUAUCUGACACUCAACGAUCUAACGCCUUCCUCGCCACCCCUGAGCGAUGUCACUUCUGUCGCGAGCUAUAGCAAGGUCUACCAGCGGAACCUCGAUGGGAAGUUGUCAGGGCACGCAUCACCCUGUCAUAUUGUGUUUAGAAGGGUGCCGUACCUUCUUGACAUUAAAGAUUAUAGAAGUCAUCGCAGAACCCAUUCUGCUCCACUAGACAGUGAUGACACAACAGGGAGAAUUACCAACAGCCUGCAAAGUGGUGAUCCCAGAAUGUCUGUGGACUUCUACACAGAGAUUUUCGAACUCCUUUCAGUGAAGUCAGAGCGGCCUAUUGUCAGAGACGUGUUCCAGGGGCAACAUAAUGGACGUCCAGCAAUUAGAAUUGCCACGUGGAACCUCCAGCAAUUGACGAAAGAAAAGAUGUCCAAUCCUGGGGUGCUGGAGGUUAUCUGUCGCACAGUGUUGGAGAAUGGGUUUAGCAUCUUGGCCAUCCAGGAAGUAGGAAGCAAAGACGUGUUAGAGAAAAUCUGCUCGGAACUUAACCAGAGCAGCUUGCGUCGUGUGCGUGAAUGGGGAGGCCCCAAGGGAGAGUGGCGUUGGCAGGUGUCAGAGGAACCUGCGGGAAGAAUGUUCCAGGGUUCGGAAUAUGCAGCCUUUAUAUACAAUGUUCGUCACAAUGUUCAACUUCUGUCUGCUUGUCUUCUUAAUGUACACAACAAUAACAACAAAAAAGCCAAUACAUCCUUUACAAGAAAACCAUACCUUGGCUAUUUUAAGGCAAACAACCUAGACUUUGUGGUGGUAAGCCUCCACAUCAAGGCCGUCAACUUCAAUGGGAGGAAAGAUGAAUUAAAUGACACCUUGGUCGAGGUGGAGGACAACGACAACAGCGAUAACAUAGACAAUAACGAGAGUCCGGUCCUCAAUGAGAAAACGGACAAGGGAAACUCUCAGCUGGGACCCCUUGUCACGGUGCUCAAGGAGAAGCUGACCAACGAGCGCGACAUCGUCCUUCUUGGGGAUUUCAACAUGCCUCCGGAUAAUAAGGCUUUUGAUGUCUUGCGAGAAACAUCCUACACUAACAUUGUGCCAGCUGACAGUUUUACAAACAUCAGUGCGAAGAACAACCAGGGAACUUCCUGUUACGACAACAUCUGGCUAAAUCCACACACAAGAAGUGUAUACACAGGUAACUGGGGUGUUGUUCGAGAAGGCAUGAGUCACUUGGCUAUCCCUCGAGGCUGGUUAUGGGGUGGGAUGGUGAGCAAUCACUGCCCUGUCUACUGUGAUCUCUACUCUAAUGUCAGUCCCAAUUCAGGCCAACAGGGCAGCUUGCAGCUCACCAGAAACAUGGGAGAGGUUUUGAGAGAUGAGUGAUGCUGUUGAGAGCAGCAAAACAAGGAUGAAUAAUGUUGAACAUAGCCAUUGAAAAGAGCCAUAGAAUGAACAGUAGAAUAUAUAUAUGAGAAUGGAAUUGAAGAAUACAGUAGCCCUAGUCCAUGUGUGAGCAGACUGAGCAAAUUUUCAGAUGCUUGUUACUGACACUUCAGUCGAAGAUCUCAGGGUUUGAAUUAGAAGUCCCAGUUAUGUUCCACUCUUUUAUCUUGCUGAUUCUGAUUUACUCAGGAUGUUUUCCUGCAUGGAUCAUCACAACUGGAAAAGGUUUGGAUCUUGCAGUUUCAAAGUGUACUCUCUAGGUCUGCUUUGAAAAUGUUCUGUUAUUUACAGGCUUUGAAGUAAGGAGUGGUGUUACAUACAGUAAUAGCAAUAGAAAUUGUUUAACUUAAAUCGUGGCAUCCUUUAAUACACUUCCUCUUCAUCUCCAGUUGAACUUCAGUCAUAUUCGUCUUCAUUACAAAUCAUCCUCUUCACCUUUGAUAUUUGUGAGUUGCCUGUGAUUGUUUUGGUAACAGCAUCAUAGAGCUUUAGUGGAAGAAGUGGAACACAUUGUCCACUGAACUAUUUGUUUGCAAGUUGUUGGGGUUUGUUCAUAUCCACUGUGAUAUUCUUGCUGCCUGUAGUACAGUGAACAUGCUCAAGUUUUGCCACUGUUAUCAAUUGCUCUGAGGUAGAAAUUUCAAGAACUUUAGAUUAAAGAGUAGGAUGUUUGUGUUGUUCAGAAAAAAGACUGCUGCAACGUCACUGGUCUCUGACUUCUUGCUGGUUAGCAUGUCUGUUUUGCCUAUUUUAAGGUGCAGAUUUGUUAUGCAUUUCUUGUCAGAGGUAUGUGAUUUUUUUAGAUUUAUAGGAAAUUUGGUCUCCUUUUUGAAAAGGUGAGCUGAUAUCAGAUGCAGCUGAAAUGUAUUUUUCUUUUUCAAGCUAAUUUAUUUAAUUGUUUAUUUACCAUUGCUAAUGAAUUUAGAUAUUAACCACUAUUUCCAGAAUGGAUAAUCAUGACAGACUGACAUAUUACGAAUGAGGAGAAAAACCUACAUAUAAUACAUAUGCAUAUAAUACAAAAGUAUUGUAUGUAUAUAACCAAGAUAUUGUGAUUUUCCUUGCUUGCAUUUGCCCUGUUUAAGAGCUGUUCAGAAACCACAAGAAUAUGUGUUCAUCCCACUGAGGUUGCCAUUGAUUUCUUGUAUUGGAAGCCUGUAACAUUUUGCCUGUUUUGUGCAUUUUCAUUUCCCUUUGGAGCCAUAUUGAUCAGAUGUUUUAGUAAUAUUGCUUGAUCAGUAAUCAUUUACUGAAAGUUAUGUAUUUAAUUUGUGUGAUUGGUAUUCUGACUUGUGUAUAUAUGUAUAAAAUGCUAAUUUGUUUAGCGAUUAAAAUGUAUGAUACUAAAUUUACAAUAUAUUCAAGUUAAAUUCGGUUAGGAUGUGUGUAUUACAACGUGGGAAGACAUUUGACAUAUUGAAUAGAUUUUAUGAAGACAAUAUACACUAAGGACAGUUUUUACAAAGGUACUGAUUAAUGUAAAUAAUGUUAUAUAUGAAUCAUAGAUAUUUAUUUAAUGUGUUCUAUAUUUAUUGACUAGCUUUUCCUUUACAUUUUUGUUUGUUAUUACUUUUCUUUUUACAGUAGAAAUCCAGGUAUUUUGUCAGUUUUACAUUAUCUAGCCAUUCAUUUUAGGAAUGUCAUUUCUCCACUCAGUCACAAAGAUUUAUUUUAACAGCCACCAAAACAAAAUUUUCUCAACAAAGCAUGUCUCGUUCACCAUUUAUCGUAGGGAAUUUUUGUGCGUUUGAGUCCCAUUAGCUGCCCAUUAAUGGUGAGCUCUUUGACUUUUUUUUUUUCUUGUUCUUCCUUCUUUCCUUCCAUCCUUCUUUCCUUAUUCACGCAGGUUAAUGCUGUGUUUUUCCUUUUUUUUUUAUGACAUUACCAUUGUCUCUGUAAUUAUUGAUCCAUUGAUGCAGGGAGUGCAUAUAUACAUGGCUUUUCUGCCAAGAUUUUAAUGUUUUGAUAUUCUUUACACAUAUGUUAGAUAGUAAAGUACAGGGCCUGCCUGAUCUCACUUAUUUAGUUUAUUCUUAAAUUUUUUUGAAAGAAUUUUUAUUGUUAUUAAUAUUAUUCCUGUUAAUAAUGUCUAGUGAUUAUAAUAUUGAUGAGAAUGAUGAUUGUAACAGUGAUAGUAAUGAAAAUUAAAAAGCUUUACCAAAAAAUCUAAGGAAUGAAGUAAACAGUUGAAGUCAGGUAGGCUUAGUAAUUGGCACCUUGGUGACUAAGUGCUUGUGAAUCCAUCUAUGUGCUGAUAGAAUAAACUAAAUAGACAGUGCAUUUACCCAGCACCAACAAGUUAAUGGGUUUCUUGUGCUAGAAACUUUUUAUUUUGAUGUAUGCAAUGAACUGCCCUAUAAUUCUGUCAAUAUUUUCUGUUUUCCGUUUUCCGUGUAUUAGUGUAUGGUUGUGUGGCUAUGCAGAAAUGUAUAGGAUUACUGGUAUGGGGUACUUACACAAUUUUUGUAUAUGACAUUUGUGGUCUCAGAGUGUCUGCUGAUACUUUAGUGCAUAUAUUUUUUAGGAGGUUCUCAAGGGAACUUGGUUACACUGUAUGUGAUUUUUAUCUAGCCAGUGAUAUAUGGUGCUUUAACUUCAGUUGCAGUAUUGGUAAGAAAGUGCAACAUUUUAGCCUUUGUGAUGUACAAAUUUUGAUAAGCUUUCCAUAAACAUUUGUACUCUGAUAGCAUUGUCAAUAGUACAGUGGUAAUAUGCAUUAUCUAUAGAGUGCUGAGGAGACCCUUUGGAAAGUCUUUUGGCUUGCAGAUUUAUGCAUAGACGUUAUGGAAAGGUUUGAAAUUAGGUAUAUUCUAUUGUAGUUUAAGUGUAAUGGUAUUUUGAAUGGAUCUUGCAAAAGUUUCACAGACAAAAUUAAAGGAAUAUGAUCAUAUUGUAAUAGUUAAUAAAUGACUUCUGUUUAGUGAUUUGGUGGUGAUUAUGCUUUUCUUCUUUUACUGCAGUACACUUUCAGGAUGAGAAAGAGCAGUGCCAUUUUUGUGCCUUUAUUCCACUGUAUGUGAAUUCUUUUAUUUAAACGAAUAAUAUUUAAA